GUCGGACUGGAGGAUCGUCGCCAACCCAAAGAGUACAGGGAUACGACAGGUGAUUAGAGACGAGGGAAGUUACAGUAGCCUAACAAUUAUCAUAAUAAUGCACCAACAUGGCUCUGUUGGAACUGUACACCGAGUACAACAGAGUGUGGAUUCCAGAUGCAGAACAUGUGUGGAAAUCAGCCGAGAUAGUGAGAGAUUUUCACUCUGGAGACACUGUUCUUGAACUGCGUCUCGAGGACGGCACAGAGCACCACCAUCCCCUUGACCCGUCAAACACACGACUCCCGCCCCUUCGCAACCCAGACAUCCUGGUCGGGGAGAACGACCUCACCGCCCUCAGUUACCUCCACGAACCUGCCGUCCUGCACAAUCUCAAAGUACGAUUUGUGGAGUCCAAGAUCAUCUACACCUACUGUGGUAUUAUACUGGUGGCUGUAAAUCCCUACAAACAGCUCCCUCUCUACGGAGAUGCAAUCAUUCACGCCUACUCAGGCCAGAACAUGGGCGACAUGGACCCUCAUAUAUUUGCAGUGGCAGAAGAGGCUUACAAACAGAUGGCCAGAAACCACAAGAACCAGUCGAUUAUCGUCAGUGGUGAAUCUGGAGCCGGUAAAACCGUGUCUGCUCGAUAUGCUAUGAGGUACUUUGCUGUCGUGAGCAAGUCUGGCAGCAAGACUCGAGUCGAAGACAAAGUCCUGGCAUCAAAUCCAGUGACAGAGGCAAUGGGCAAUGCAAAGACCACCAGGAAUGACAACAGCAGUCGAUUUGGGAAAUACACAGAGAUCAGCUUUGACAGGAGGUAUCGGAUCAUUGGAGCAAACAUGAGGACGUACCUCCUAGAGAAAUCCAGAGUCGUCUUUCAGGCUGACAACGAGCGGAAUUAUCACAUAUUUUACCAGAUGUGUUCCUGUGCUCAGCUGCGCGAGUUCAAGAACCUAAGACUGUUGAGCGCAGAUAAAUUCCGCUACACCUGCACGGGUGGUGACGUCACUAUUGAAGGUGUAGAUGACAAGAAAGACCUGGAAGAGACUCGACGGACCUUUUCAAUGCUGGGGUUGAAGGAAGACUUUCAGUCGGAUGUCUUCAAAGUGUUGGCAGCCAUAUUGCAUUUGGGCAACGUGGAGAUCAGAGACUCAGGGAAGGACAAAUCAUCAGUUAGUCCCAGUGAUCCACAUGUGGCCGUCGUCUGUGAGUUGCUGGGUGUGAGUGCAGAGGCCCUGGUGCGUUGGCUGUGCCAUCGGAGGAUCGUUCUGGUGGCUGAGACAGUGGUGAAGCCAGUGCCCAGGGAGCGGGCAGUAAAUGCCAGAGAUGCUCUUGCCAAGCAUAUCUAUGCACAUCUUUUUGACUGUAUUAUUAACAGAAUCAAUACAGCACUGCAGGUCCCAGGAAAGCCACAUGCUUUUAUAGGUGUUCUGGACAUUUAUGGCUUUGAAACAUUUGACAUCAACAGUUUUGAACAGUUUUGUAUCAACUAUGCAAAUGAGAAGCUUCAACAGCAGUUUAACUUGCAUGUGUUCAAGCUGGAGCAAGAGGAGUACAUGAAAGAGGACAUCCCGUGGACGCUGAUAGAUUUCUAUGACAACCAGCCGGUCAUUGACCUGAUCGAAACAAAGAUGGGGAUCCUCGACUUGCUUAAUGAAGAAUGUCUGUUUCCUCAGGGCACUGACCAAUCCUGGCUGCAAAAGUUGUACACCUACCUUGACACCAAUCCUCUGUUUGAGAAGCCCAGGUUGUCGAACGAGGCUUUUGUAAUACAACACUUUGCAGAUAAGGUGGAGUAUCAAUGCCGAGAUUUUCUUGAAAAGAACAGAGACACUCUCUAUGAAGAACUGCAGGACAUUAUGAAAGACAGUGAGUUUCCUUUUCUCGCCAAUUUUUUCCGAGAGGAGGAGCAAAGCACUGGGACCAGUAAAGGUGUCAAAGUGAGACCUGCCAGGCCUCGGGUGAAAGCAGCUAAUAAACAGCUGAGAGCGUCUGUGGGAGAUAAGUUUUCCAGCUCCCUCUCGUUACUGAUGGAAACACUGAACGCUACCACUCCGCACUAUGUGCGCUGCAUUAAGCCAAAUGAAGAAAAACUCCCAUUUGAGUAUGACUCCAGGAGGGUUGUGCAGCAGCUGCGAGCCUGUGGCGUCCUUGAAACGAUCCGUGUCAGUGCACAGAGCUAUCCGUCCAGAUGGACAUAUAUUGAGUUUUACAGCCGAUACAGUAUCCUAAUGUCGCACCAGGAAGCGGACCUCAGUGACAAGAAGCAGACCUGCAAAAAUGUGCUGCAGAGAUUGAUUCAGGACCCCAACCAGUACAAGUUUGGUCGGACAAAGAUCUUCUUUCGCGCUGGUCAAGUAGCUUAUCUAGAGAAGCUGCGUCUGGAUCGACUUCGAGGUGCGAGCGUGACCAUCCAGAAGCAUGUCCGCGGGUGGAGUCAGAGAAGGAAGUACCUGCGUAUGAGAGAGGCAGCCAUUGUCCUCCAACAGUACAUCCGCGGAAAAAGAACAAUUCAUAAAAUGGUGAGUGCUGCCACACUGAAGCGGGGUUGGGCAACAGUGGUGAUCCAGAGACACUGGAGAGGUUACCGCACGAGACAGAUCUACCAGCUAGUCCGUCUGGCCUCUGUCACCAUCCAGGCCUUCACACGAGGUUGGAUGGCCCGUAAACGCUACAAGAAGAUGGUGGAAGAGCAGAAGGCCCUGAUUCUGCAGAAGUAUGCCCGAGCAUGGCUGGCUCGACGGCGAUUUCAAACCAUGCGCCGACUUGUGCUUAACGUUCAGCUUUCAUUCCGAGUGCAGAAGCUCCGAAAGAGGAUUGAAGAGCAGAAUAAAGAGAACUGUGGGCUGGUAGAAAGACUGACCAGCUUGGCCAGCACCCAUUCUCACACUGUGGACAGACUCCAGGGUGUGGAGGCACAGCUGGAAAAAUCAACCAGGCAGAGGGCAUCUUUGGAGGCCAGAGAGAGGACAGUGAAAGAAGGAGCUACUCUGACGAUUGCACAGCUUCAAAAGGAGAUAGAUGCCCUAACCCUUGAAAAGCAGGACUUGGAGAAAGAGUUCGAAGCUUCCACUAAAGAAGCCAAAGAGAGCUUUGAUGUAAUCAAGAGGCAUCUUCUUCACGAGAAAGAAAAUGAAGCAAGGCUAAGAAAAAUUGCAGAGAACAACACUGAGAUCCAGAGACACGACCAUGAGAAGGAGGUGGAGGCUCUGAAAGAGGAGAUCAAGAGAAUGAAGGAGGAGAGAGUCGGUCUGCACAGAAAGAUAGAGGAGGAGGGCCAGGUCACAUCUGACCUGCAGGAACAGGUCGUCCAGCUCACCAAGCACGUCAAGGCCAUUCCUGAGCUACGCAGAGAUCUGAACAACCUGCAAAAUCAGAGAACUAACAUGGACCGAAAGAUGAAGCAACAGUCGGAACAAGCAAGAGCCAAGAUGAACGAGAUUACAAGACAACUUCUUGGUGGCGUUGUUGAAGAGGAGGUUCUUUUAGGGCUGACUCCAAAUGACUCUGAGGCCAUUUAUGAAGUUGAAGAUUUGCUGGCAGCAUUUGAAGGCCUGCAGAAAGCUACCAGAAUAUUGGAAAACCACCAGAGGGAGCAGAAGGAAAGCUAUGAGACCCAGCUUGAGGGUAUGCAAUUGAAAGUGGACCACCUUCAAAACGAGAACAGCAAGCUGCAAAACCUUUUCCAGGAGAAGAGUAAUAUCAAUGAGAAUAUUCGCCAAGAAGUAUCCAGACUCAGCAGCGAGAACUCAGUUAUACCAGAGCUGACACUGCAGGUUUCAGAGCUGCAGAGACAAAAACAUGAAUUGGAAGUCCAUGUAGAGGAGCAGAGCACAGAGUUAACAGAAAAAACCGAGGAGAUCACCAACAUUCUUCAAAAGAAGAUUAAAGAAGAGAGCUCACAACGCAGGCACUUUGAGGAGAAAGCUGAGGCGCUGGAGGAAGUGAAGCGGGAGCUUCAAGGUCGUGUAGAGGACCUGGAAGAGGAGAAUGAUCAUUCAAAGAGACAGCAGCUGAUGGAGACCGAAGCCAAGAGCAAACUGAGACAGGAGACUUCAAGGUUAACUGCUGAGAACAUGGACUUUGAAGAGCAGCUGGACCAGAAAGACAGAUUAAUAAAGAAACUCCAGAAUCAAAUACAUAGCCUUGUGUCCUCACAGAAAGCCAAGGAAAUGUCCGCGGCCGUUAUUCCUAAAGAUUACCUCGGCAUGUUGGAGUUCAAGAGAGAGGAUGAACCCAUGCUCAUCCAAAACAUCAUCCUUGAGCUGAAGCCCAAGGGUGUGGUGGUCAACAUGAUCCCGGGUCUGCCGGCUUACAUCCUCUUCAUGUGUGUCCGCUACGCUGACUAUCUGAACGAUGAAGCCAAACUCAAGUCUCUCAUGAAUGCAACCAUCUGUGCUGUCAAAAAGGUCAUCAUGAGUCACCACAAAGACUUUGAGUUACUGUCCUUCUGGCUCUCGAACAUGUAUCUGCUGCUCAACUGUCUGAAGCAGUACAGCGGGGAGGAGGAGUUCAUGAAACACAAUACUCCCGAGCAGAAAAGGAACUGCUUGCAGAAUUUUGAUUUGUCAGAACACAGACAAAUUCUCAGCGACCUGGCCAUCCACAUCUACCAUCAGCUUAUCACGGUCAUGGAAAAGACCCUGACUCCUGCAAUUGUGCCCGGUAUGCUGGAGCACGAGAGUCUACAGGGGAUUUCUAGCAUGAAGCCGACAGGCUUCAGGAAGCGUUCCAACAGUAUCUACGAGGACUUGGAGACCCACACCAUCUCCUCCAUCAUUCAGCAGCUCAGUGUCUUCCACUCCACCAUGAACCAGCAUGGCAUGGAGCUGGGCCUCAUCAUACAGGUCGUCAAACAACUGUUUUUCCAAGUGGGCGCAACCACCCUCAACAAUAUCAUGCUCCGCAAGGAUAUGUGUUCCUGCAGGAAGGGAAUGCAAAUCAGGUGUAACAUCAGUUACCUGGAGGAGUGGCUGAAGGAGAAGGAGCUUCAAAGCUUCAGUGUUAUAGAUACUCUGAGGCCGUUGUCUCAGGCUGCUUGGCUGCUGCAGGUCAACAAGUCCACGGAUGAGGACGCCAAGGAGAUCACUGACAAAUGCACUGAGCUCAACUCUGUUCAGAUUGUCAAGAUUUUGAAUUCAUACACGCCCAUUGAUGAUUUUGAGAAAAGGGUGACGUCAUCAUUCGUCCGCAAAGUUCAGUCAUUACUACAAGAUCGUGACGGGUCCACACAGCUGAUGCUGGACACAGAUUAUCGUUUCCAGGUCACGUUUCCUUUCUGUCCGUCCUCGCAGGCUCUGGAGCUGCUGCAGGUCCCAAACAGUCUCCAUCUGGGCUUUCUGACCAGGAUCUGACACAACCAGCCUAUGACCUUUCCCUCCACAAGACUGAUUCAUAGUCCUGUGCCCAAUGGCUGUAUGUAAAUGUAUAAAUAAAUAUGUAAACACCUUUAAUAAACAAUGUUCACCACAUA
Molecule: messenger RNA, 5455 nt
Organism: Scophthalmus maximus (turbot)
Lineage: Eukaryota; Metazoa; Chordata; Actinopteri; Pleuronectiformes; Scophthalmidae
Gene: myo5c
Product: myosin VC
Exons: 40
Coding region: 108-5336 (1742 amino acids)
Biological process (GO): actin filament organization; vesicle transport along actin filament
Cellular component (GO): cytoplasm; vesicle; actin cytoskeleton
Molecular function (GO): actin filament binding; ATP binding; microfilament motor activity
Source: RefSeq, a predicted model, not a curated record